Messenger RNA from Silurus meridionalis, 2060 nucleotides. RefSeq names its product vasodilator stimulated phosphoprotein a (gene vaspa). Gene Ontology annotation, biological process: actin cytoskeleton organization; neural tube closure; positive regulation of actin filament polymerization. The transcript is spliced from 13 exons. Gene Ontology annotation, molecular function: profilin binding; SH3 domain binding. Lineage: Eukaryota; Metazoa; Chordata; Actinopteri; Siluriformes; Siluridae. Bases 161 to 1354 code for a protein of 397 amino acids. The record is from RefSeq and is a predicted model, not a curated record.
CAUUCAAACCAGGAAAUUGUGACUUGUUCUUGUUCUUGUUCUCGAGCGGACGCCUGAGAAGAAGCGGAUGCUUCUGAACUCAUCUCAGAUGUCCUGUAUAUAAAUGUGGCUUCUUUUUCUUUUUCUUUUGCAAAGCGAGUGACAAGAUCAUCUCGUAAAAAUGGGUGAGGUGAGCAUGUGCCAGGCACGAGCAACUGUCAUGCUGUACGAUGAUGCAGGGAAGCGCUGGGUCCCUGCUGGCACUGGAGCUCAGGCUAUAAGCAGAGUACACAUCUACCAAAACCCCAAUACCAACACUUUCAGAGUGGUGGGUCGAAAGCUGCAGGCGGACCAACAGGUGGUCAUUAACUGCCCACUUGUGAAAGGUAUAAAGUACAAUCAGGCCACUCCAAAUUUCCACCAGUGGCGAGAUGCUCGGCAGGUCUGGGGCCUGAAUUUCAACAGUAAGGAAGAAGCUACACAGUUUGCUAGCUGCAUGAUGCAAGUACUAGAUAUGCUCACCGCUCCCGCUCGGCCUCCACCGAAUGGACCAAGUGUUGAAGAGCAGCAGAGGCUACUUCAGGAGCAGCAGGAGCGAGAGAGACUGGAGGCAGAGAGACAGGAACAGGAGAGACAGAGACAGGCAGCAGCUCCACCACCUGCACCUCCUGCUCCUCCUCCAGCUCCAGCUGCAGGUGGUCUUCCUCCUGGAGUUCCACCUCCACCUGGUCCUCCCCCAGCUCCCCCACCUCCACCAUCAGGUGGUGCUCCACCUGCCCCACCACCACCACCUUCAGGAGGAGGAGGCGGAGGAGGAGGUGGCUUUGGUGGAGCUGGAGGACUAGCAUCAGCUCUCGCUGGGGCUAAACUCCGCAAAGUGUCAAAGGAUGAGAGUGGUUCUGCUGCUCCAGCACCAAAAGAGAGCAGCCAGAGCUCUGGAGGAGGUGGAGGAGGAGGAGGAGGAGGCGGAGGAGGAGGCGCAGGGUUGAUGGGCGAGAUGAGUGCACUUCUCGCAAGAAGGCGCAAAGUUACAGAUACCCCGGUGGUAAAAAAGGAAGAGAACAAUGACAAUUCAGCCUCCUCAGAGAACAAAUCAGAAAGUCCGAGUGUUUGCAAGCCUUGGGAGAAGUCUGGCACCCUCCCACGAAGUAAUUCUGGCUCCAAGGGUCUGGAUAAAAGCUCGGCUCCAGCAUCAACUCCAAUAAACAGACAAAGGCCAGGCAGUAACGUGAGUGACACAGCUGCCAAAGAGGGCAUUGAUAUGGAGAAAUUUAAGCAGGAAAUCUUGGAGGAGGUACGCAAUGAACUGCAGAAGGUUAAGGAUGAAAUUAUUGCAGCAUUUAUAGAAGAGUUGCAGAGGAUCGGCGCCCCCUAGCGGUCGAAUGAUGAAACAGCUUUUGCUAUUAAAUCUAUAGUCGAAACAGUGUUGCACAUGCACCCAUUUAUGAAAAUUCUUGCGAAAUAGCAUUUUUUAAUUUUUUAUUUUCAGCUACCCAACUGCACUAUACUAAACAUUGAAGGAGAAUUAACAACGUGCAUCUUACUAAGGUGUUGAAUCACCACAAGAUGCACGAACACCUUCUACAAGUCUCGGGAACCGUACUUCAGGCUACUACACCAAAACUCAAACUAGUUUUUUUUUUUAUUCGUCACCCGAAGGUCAUUAAAGUGCAAAAUUUUAAGUUAAAACUUUUAUCCAAUUAGUGUUACAUACUGUGUAGGUCUGAAAUGAAGGAACGUCAACAGAAAUGUGGUUGAAUAUCAGCUUGCCGAUUGUUUUUCUGCCUCAGGGAUUAGCAGCUUUCUAAUAUGUGUACCUGUACACAUUUUAUUUUCAUAAUUUUCAAUUACAAAAUAAUUUGUUGCUCAUGCUACUGCUGUGGCUGAUUUUAGUGGUUUUAUGUUUGGUUUUAUGUUUAGUGGUUUUAUGUUUGCCUUUGUGUUUUGUUUGAGAAAAAAACGACAAGAUGUUUAAAAUGUGGGUUGUACUGAUUAACAGCCUGAGAGUUCAUCUGGUUUAUUACAGAAAAAUAUCAUCUGUUAUUUAUGGUGGCCUGAAAUACAACCACAAUUUAAUACCA